Molecule: messenger RNA, 1439 nt
Organism: Hypoxylon fragiforme
Lineage: Eukaryota; Fungi; Ascomycota; Sordariomycetes; Xylariales; Hypoxylaceae
Product: cobW-domain-containing protein
Exons: 1
Coding region: 209-1327 (372 amino acids)
Cellular component (GO): cytoplasm
Source: RefSeq, a predicted model, not a curated record
AUGGCACAUACAUCUUUUCUCCAAUGCAUUUUCCUACCAAUACCUAGAUAUAGUAGAGGCAUUUACAUUUAUAAAAUGCCUCCAUAAGCAUGCAAGUAUACACAUUUUGUUUUAUUUCUUUCGUCUUAGUUAUCAUUCAUAAUUAUACCAACUAGAUUAGAUAUACACUUUACAAACACACCCAUACACACAUGAUAUACGAACAAGCAUGGCCCCGAUACCUAUAACCAUCAUAACCGGCUUCUUGGGCUCGGGAAAGACGACUCUCCUGCUUAGUCUCCUCCCUCAACUCCGGGCUGCUAAUCCCUCUUAUCGUCUUGCCCUGCUCAAGAAUGAGUUUGGAGAUGUGGCCAUCGACUCGCAGCUUGCCUCCUCGAGCGCCGUCUCUGGCGUCCAGGAGCUCCUCAAUGGUUGUAUAUGCUGCAAUCUAGUCGGCCAGCUGAGUACUGCUCUUGCCGAGUUGCGCUCCAACAUCAGCCCCGACCGCAUCGUGAUCGAAACCUCUGGCUCUGCUUUCCCGGCCACCUUGGCCAUCGAGGUGAACCGACUGGCCCGCGAGACCGGCCACUACACCCUCGACGGUGUCGUUAGUGUCAUCGAUGUCGAGAAUUGGCGCGGCUACGAGGACACGAGCUAUACUGCUCGCAUACAGGCCCGCUAUACCGACCUAAUCGUAUUCAACAAGUGGGAGAAUUGCGAAGAGCGUAGGUUCGACGACUGUCUCGAUCGCGUCGGCGAUCUCGAGACUGACAUAGCCUGGGUCAAGAGCGACAGAGGACGGGUACCUGUCCAUGUCAUCUUUGGCAUCGACGGUGGCUUGGCAGCAGCUUUGACCGAAGACCCAUUGCCCGCGAAUAACCACAACCAUGGCCACGACCCCGGUCACGGUCAUGGUCACCAAACUGAAGUAGAGGUCCUCUCCGUCACCCUCACCGGAGGACCGAGCGCUGCCGUUAAUACGACAAAGCUGAUGGCCCUUUUAACAUCAGCACCCAAGGACGAGGUAUAUCGGAUUAAAUCGGUCUUGACAGCGUCGUCGAUGGUACGGAGUUCCGACAUCCGACAAGAAGACGCCGCCGUACCUCCCGCAGCGCCGACCGACCACCCAGGCCGAUACAUCCUGAACUGGGCAUUUGGUAGAUGGAUUUUCACCAGCCUCGACACCAAGGCGACUGAGCAUGAUUCGAGUUACCAAAACGUGCUUCGUAUGACCAUUAUCCUAGCAAGGUACGAGAGCGCCAAGUGGAAAAGGAAGUUGGAAAUGGGCGGCUUUUUCGAGUUAGAAGGCACGGAGAAAGGCGAGCUAGUUGUCACCAAGGUUACUUGAAGAGUCCAAUCGCCUGUCUUCCCUUUUUUGGGAGACACCCUACCUAGUAAUGCUUCUAGGUACUUAGUAGAUAGAUACCUACCCAAGCACAACUCGUACACAGCAAACAAAC